AAACCUUAAACCCUGAGAAGGAACUCAUUUUUGGUUUCACAGAAAAUCAAAAGAAGAACACACCAAACCGUUGCCAAUGGGUUUCGCUUGGUGCGUACGCAGGUCAGCAUCUAGAUUAGCUUCCGUAUGUGGUAAUCGGAUGGGUAGAGUCCGGUCAAUCUCCGCCGUUGUUAACCGUCAUUCUCUUGCUCCCACCACAUCUCCGUUUCGCUCUUUUGCCCUUUACUCGACGGCUAUUGAUCGGAUGAGCUCCGAGCAAUCGCUUCUCCGCGUGAUUGACUCCGAGAUCAACUCUGCUCUCCAAAUCGAUGAUCCCGACCUGGAUGAAGAGACGGCGCCAGGAAGCUUCCCUUUCAAAAUUGAAGACAAUCCUGGGCAUCAGACUGUAACGUUGACUAGAGAUUACAAAGGGGAGCAUAUCAAAGUUGUAGUGAGCAUGCCUAGUCUCGACGGUGAUGAAAACGACGAUGAGGACGAUGAUGAUGAGGAUGGUCAUAACAAUGGAUCAAGUAUUCCACUUGUUGUGACUGUUACCAAGAAGAGCGGGCUUAGCUUAGAGUUUAGCUGUAUGGCUUUCCCGGAUGAGAUUGCCAUUGAUGCUUUAUCUGUGAGCAAUCAGGGGAGUACUUUGGAGGAUAAAUUGGCGAAUGAAGGGCCUGAUUUCGAAUGCUUGGACGAGAAUCUGAAGAAGACAUUCUACAAGUAUCUGGAGAUCAGAGGAGUGAAAGCAAGCACUACAAACUUCUUGCACCAGUACAUGAUGAGGAAAGUGAAGAGAGAGUACUUGCUCUGGUUGAAGAAUGUUAAGAAGUUUAUGGAAGAGUAAUAGGUAAGGUCGAAAUGUAUGAAUGAGUUUAUGUUCGUUAUUUGCAUGCAUGUGUUUUCACAUUUACAGAAUCUUUGAGAAUUUAUGGGUAAUGACUUUUAAGUUUA
Raphanus sativus (radish) is the source of this 933-nucleotide messenger RNA. RefSeq lists its product as uncharacterized. The transcript has 3 exons. Bases 77 to 826 code for a protein of 249 amino acids. The record is from RefSeq and is a predicted model, not a curated record. Lineage: Eukaryota; Viridiplantae; Streptophyta; Magnoliopsida; Brassicales; Brassicaceae. Gene Ontology annotation, cellular component: mitochondrial matrix.